AUGGAAGAAGCAAAGAAUCUCUUCAAUCGAAUGCCACACUGGACGUUGAUCUCGUGGAACAUUAUGUUGGUUGCUUACGCCACUGAUCAUGAUCUAAAAGGUGUACUUGAUGUGCUCGAUUCCAUGCAGGAGAGAAACGUAUUUACGUGGAACACGGUGAUCACCGCAUUUGCUCAAGAAGGGCAAUUGGAGGCCGCAAAGUCGAUAUUCCAAUCCAUGCCGGAUUGGAAUCUUGCUACCUGGACGACAAUGCUGCAGGCCUAUGCCCAAAUGGGGCACCUCUCCGACGCUUGGGUGGUGUUCCGGUCCAUGCCAGAGCAUGACGUGAUAAGCUGGAUCGCAAUUCUCCUUGCGAACUACCAAAACAGCGACCUCGCGAGCACGAUAGCUGUGUUUGAUUCCAUGCCGGACUGGAGUGCUGCUUCGUGCACGGUGAUGCUCCAGGCCCUUUCUGACCGUGGCCACAUCACUGCAGCAAGGGACGUCUACGAUUCGAUUACGGACAAGAAUGUGGUGGCGGGGACGGCCAUGAUCACCGCGUAUUCCCAGGCGGGAAUGCCCACCCACGCCCAGGAGGUUUUCGAUUUCAUGGAAGAGAAAAACGUGCUGACGUGGAGCUCGCUCAUGUCUGCAUAUGCCCAGGCCAGGCAGAUGCCUCAGGCGGAGAAUCUCUUUGAGCAUAUGCCAGAGCGGAACCUGGUGUCGUGGUCAACGAUGAUAUCCGGGUUCGCGGAGAAUGGCAACUUGGAGAAUGCAAGAUGCUGUUUUGAUUCCAUGCCGGAGCACACGCAGGCAGCGUGGAACGCAAUGGCGGCAGCAUAUACCAUUUGCGGGCAUCUGGAAGACGCCAGGGAAGCGUUCGACGACAUGCCCGAUCGAGACCAAAUCUCCUACACGGCCAUGGUCCAAUCUUACGCGCAAAACGGAAACAUAGGCGAAGGGAUAUCGCUCGUCUACGCAAUGCCGCACAGAGACGCCAAGACCUGGAAUGCGCUAAUGGCAGCACUUGCCCAGAAGGGGUAUCUGAAUCGCGCGCGUCGGGUGUUCGACGCCAUGCCAGAAUCCAACGGAGUCUCGUGGAGCGCCAUAGUCUCCUGCUACGCGCAGACGGGCCGCGGGGAGUCAGGUGUCCGGAUGUUUGCGGCAAUGGCGGCAGAGGGAUUCCCCGCAGACCAGGUGGCUUGCCUGAGCGGGCUCGUCGCUCAAACCCACAUCGGCCGCGUCCCGCAGUGCUGCGCCUUCUUCCGCUCCAUGCAACAGGACUUCGGGGUGGCGCCGCUGGCGGAGCACUUCCUGUGCGUGGUGGACUUGCUGGGAAAGGCCGGGCAUCUGGAGCGAGCGGAGGAGCUGGUGGAGACCAUGCCCUACGAACCGCACGCCAAGACGUGGGGCGCGCUGCUGGGCGCUUGCCGGCUCCAUGCAGACGUCGGGCGGGCCAGCGGCGCGGCCAGGAAUCUCUUCGCCGUGGACACUCGAGAUUCCGGAUCUCACGUGUUGGUGUCCAACAUAGCACUGCAAGAAGCUGAGAGGAGGAGGAACUGCAAGGCUGGGGUCACGUGCUGCUCCUUCUCCUCCUACGCAUGUAGUGUGACAGCAGAUCUCUAUGCGCUACUGGGUGUGAGCUCUGGUGCUGAUGCCUUGGAGCAUCUACCGCAUCGCACCGAUGUCUUGCCUGGCCGGUGA
Selaginella moellendorffii is the source of this 1683-nucleotide messenger RNA. Its product is annotated as pentatricopeptide repeat-containing protein At4g02750-like. The record is from RefSeq and is a predicted model, not a curated record. The transcript has 2 exons. NCBI's taxonomy places the organism in Eukaryota, Viridiplantae, Streptophyta, Lycopodiopsida, Selaginellales, Selaginellaceae. Bases 1 to 1683 code for a protein of 560 amino acids. Gene Ontology annotation, molecular function: protein binding.